AUGGCUUUUCCUCCCUCAACGUCUUCCCCUGGAGGGAAAAACGCGACCGCACCGGGCGGCAACAAUGCCACAGCUAUUGCGGCAGCUGCCAGGAAGGCGGCGGCGUUGAAAAGAGCCCAUCAACGAGUCAUAAGCGAAGAGGCUGUGGAGCAUUAUGCUAUUGCUCUGGCUGGUGUGAUUGUGCUGUUCACGAUAUUUCACUGGAGCCGAUUCUUGUAUAGUCGAUAUGCCUCGAAGGGUGUUAAGAGAUCAGGUGCUAUGAAGAUACAGGUGUCUAUUGCUCGAAUGGUUCGGCACAUUCUCACCCACAGAGUCCCAGGCUUCACUUCUAUUGGACAUGCAGUGCUUGUAAUGAUUUUUCUUCUCCUCAACAUCCUCUUCCUGUUCAUCCACAUGGAUUAUACCACAAUACUUCCGUUCGCUAAGCGGAUCGGAUGGAUGGCAAUUGGCAACAUCGCAUUUGUUACCUGCUUAGCUCUCAAGAACACCCCACUCGCGUUUCUGACUGCGUAUUCAUACGAAAGACUCAACAUCCUCCACCAAGUAGCCGGCUACACAACGGUGAUAUUCUCGCUGCUCCAUGGGAUCUUCAUAUCAAUCGGGUUUAUCAAGAUCAACAUGAGGAAAAUGUUACAAGAACAUGAACAGACAUUCGGCAUCACUGCAGGCGUCGCCAUGUUCGUAAUGAUGACAUUUGCCCUCCUUGUGCGCCGGAUCCGAUACGAAGUGUUCUACGUCUCCCACAUCGCGAUGUUCAUCAUUCUCAUCGUCAUGGUUGGCUUCCACCAACCGCAUAUCGCUGAGAAGGGGGCUAUUGCAGUCAUAUUUGCGGGUACUAUCUGGACUUGCGAUCGUAUUCUGAGAGGGUUGCGAGUGCUCUGGUACAGUUACGACAAUCGAGCAACCAUCACUCCUCUUGCCCAUGGAGGAACUCGGAUCAUCCUCCGACGCUCUCCAUCUCGAGCAGUUCCCGGUACUCACUGUUUCUUAUGGAUCCCAAAGAUUAGACUUUUCGAAACCCAUCCUUUCACAAUUGUCAGCAACUCACCAACUUCCUUGGAACUCGUCAUAUCCGCGUAUGACGGCUUCACCAAUGAUCUACACAACUACGCUAUCAAAAAUCCAGAUGCAAUCCUCCGCGCUUCAAUUGAUGGUCCUUAUGGCGCAAUUCCGAACUUCUCUAAGACUGCCGAUAAAGUUAUUCUGAUUGCGGGUGGUAGCGGAGCAUCGUUCACAUUCGGCAUUGCCUUGGAUAUGCUCAAAAAGCUCGACAGCAAGUCAAAGACGACCAUUGAUUUCAUUUGGACAGUCAGAGAGCAGGAAACUCUCGCCUGGUUUAGCAAAGAGCUUGCACAACUUCGGGCGUCGCCAAGAGUAAACAUUACCCUCCACUCUACACGACCAUCAUACACCGGCUCACCUGCCUCACCCAUCGAUGACUCGUCGCCAAUCUCACCCACUUCACCCCUGGACAUAGAAAAACAGCUUUCAUUCGCAAGCACAACCCCUUUCGCAACUCGUCAUCCUGACCCAUUCCCCAUUGACGUCGAAAAGACACGCGUUAUAACGCACGGCGGGCCUGCGAACCCAUGGGAUUCCAGCACUUCCGUUACAUCUGUAGCUGUUCUACCCGGAAGACCAAACGUCGAUGUGUUGAUUCGAGACAUUGUAGCUAAGGCGACUGAUGAGGAGAGAAUUGCAAUUGCGGCAUGCGGGCCAGAUGAUUUGAUGUGGUGUGUUAGGAAGACAGCAACGAAUUGUAUUAAGGUCAAAGGACCCAGUAUCGAGUUACACUGUGAACAAUUUGGCUGGUAG
This is a messenger RNA of Cadophora gregata, 1815 nucleotides long. RefSeq lists its product as uncharacterized. The record is from RefSeq and is a predicted model, not a curated record. Gene Ontology annotation, biological process: iron ion transport; copper ion import; intracellular iron ion homeostasis. Lineage: Eukaryota; Fungi; Ascomycota; Leotiomycetes; Helotiales; Ploettnerulaceae. Gene Ontology annotation, molecular function: ferric-chelate reductase activity. The transcript is spliced from 4 exons. Bases 1 to 1815 code for a protein of 604 amino acids. Gene Ontology annotation, cellular component: plasma membrane.